Molecule: messenger RNA, 2307 nt
Organism: Trichobilharzia szidati
Lineage: Eukaryota; Metazoa; Platyhelminthes; Trematoda; Strigeidida; Schistosomatidae
Source: the annotation of a GenBank genome assembly
AUGAAACUUGACUGUGUGAUGGAAUGUGCCUUUAAAACUGGAGAUCUUGUGAAAGCAAAUUAUACUUUUAAAAAGGAUAAAAAUGAGGAUUUGCCUUUUCGUAAAGAUGAUACACUUCAGAUAAUUAAUAUUGGAAAGGAUCCUAAUUGGGCACAUGCGAAGAAUACUUCGGGAGAAACUGGACUUAUUCCUUUAAAUUAUGUACAACGUAAAACUGACUCUUUGGAUAACAUUCAGAAUCAUUGUUGGUAUCAUGGAAGAAUUUCCCGUGCAGAAUCAGAAAGUUUACUAUGUGGCAGUCCCGUUGGAAGCUUCCUAAUUCGUGAAUCGGAUUUAUAUACUGGAGAUCUAACUCUUUGUGUAGUUGGACCUCCAUGUAUAGCUGAAAGCUCUGAUGUCAAUGAACAUGAGAAUUGUACGGCAUUGUCCACAGAUGUUUCAACCAAUGUACAACACUAUAGAAUCCUACGUAGACCUUACAAAUCUGUUCAUCCCAAGCAACAUUUUGAGUAUUCGACAACAACGUCUUCAAUUUGUAGCAAGAUUCAUUACACAUUGGAUGAAACUGAUUGGUUUUCAAGUCUUCUAGAACUUGUUCAGUUUUAUUCUCAACCUAAGCGUGGAUUAGUUUGUGCACUCCAUCAUCCAGUUCCUGAUAUGCAGAGGAAACGACUCAGUAAAUUACAGAAAUCUGGUUAUCUCAUCUUUCGCAAGGAUAUUGUGUUGGGUGAUCGAAUUGGUCGGGGAGAAUUCGGGGAAGUUCUUAAAGCUAAUUAUAAUGGUCGACAAGUGGCGGUGAAAAUCUAUAAAAAGACUGCUUCCAAACUAGCCAUAACUUAUGAAGCAUCACUUAUGACGAAAAUAAAUCAUCCUAAUUUGAUUUCAUUCAUUGGUUUGGUGUAUGAACCAGAUGAUGCUGUUUAUCUAGUCACAGAAUAUUUAGCCAAUGGAAGCUUGUUAACCUACCUACACUCUCGUACACGUGAUGAAAUAACAGAUAUGACAAAAUUGAAAUUUAGCAUUGAUGUUUGUCGUGGGCUGGUUUAUCUUGAAGAACGUGAUUUCAUUCAUCGUGAUAUUGCUGCUCGGAAUAUUCUGUUAUCUGGACAAGCGCCAAAUUUAAUUGCUAAAGUAGCUGACUUCGGUAUGGCUAGGGAUCUGCACGAUUUAUCAACUAUCGGUGCUAUAUCACAUCAACCAAAAUCAGCUAAUACACCGACACUGAUUAUCAGGAAUUCACCACAUGCAGCAGGAGAUUCAGUGGAGAAAUAUCCCACUACCACCACUGUACAACAUCACCACCCUCAGGAUAACAGUCAUCGUCAGCAACACCAGCCUUUUGAGACAAAUACAUCACCACCACCGACAUCGUUAAAUGCAAUGGCACUACAUGAUAAUGCAGCGAUUCCUUUGAAAUGGACAGCUCCGGAAGCUAUACGGGAUAGAUUGUUUACAACAAAAUCAGAUGUUUGGAGUUUCGGUAUCCUUUUAUGGGAGAUCUAUUCUUAUGGGCGUAUACCAUAUCCACGAAUGAUGGCUAAUCAAGUAUUGCGUCAUAUUGAAUCCGGAUACAGAAUGAAAUCACCUGAAAACUGUCCAUCAACAAUAUACUCACUUAUGUUACGUACAUGGCAGAGUGAACCAAAUCACAGACCAAGUUUUGUAGACAUAUUAAGUGAACUUAUUAAAUUGUAUACAACGACAGCAACGGCAACAACCAAUAGUCCUACUACUUCUAGUCAUGUCGGUAUUGUUAUGACACUUACAUCGUCAUCACCGUCUCAUCAUUGUUCUAUUCCAUUUACUGGUGACCGUAUUAUUGAUGAUGGUUGUUCCGUCUCAGAUUCAAGAGGGAUAUCUAAAGAUUUUGAUAAUAGUAAUAAUGACAAGAAGACAUUACCUAACUGUAAUGCAAUUUCGUGUGUACCAUGUGAUUCUAAUGAAGGUAAUACUAAUCGCAAGGUUAGAAAACAUCUAGUGAAUAAUUCCUCCCUAAAGUCAUCAUCAACAGCAUCAUCGUGUUUUCGACAUAGGCAUGGUCGACCAAAAACACUAGCUGACUUGAUGGCUGAACCUCUGUCACAGACAUAUCAUCAUGAUCACCACAAUAAUGAAUCAAUAGAUAUGCUUACAAAAUCACCUAAUCAGACUUCUGCAACAAUGAGUCGUUCGUUCACACUAACGACAACAUCACCUAAAACUAAUUUAUGCAUAACUAACAACAACAACAGUAACAACAAAUCAGCAAAAACUCCAGAUGAGUCUAAAUUAUCCUAUAUAAUGCCGUUGGAACGCUUAAAACUAUAA